Molecule: messenger RNA, 5116 nt
Organism: Mangifera indica (mango)
Lineage: Eukaryota; Viridiplantae; Streptophyta; Magnoliopsida; Sapindales; Anacardiaceae
Product: disease resistance protein RPS2-like
Exons: 3
Coding region: 497-4828 (1443 amino acids)
Molecular function (GO): ATP hydrolysis activity; ADP binding; protein binding
Source: RefSeq, a predicted model, not a curated record
GCUCGCGUGAGAAUAUUAGUUAAAACAUAUUGUCUGUUGACCGACUUAUUGGGCGAAUUGGUUUUGAUCAAAUCAUGAUAGAUUUGGAAGAACGUCCUCCAGUUUUGAGAUGGUUCAGAUCUAUUGAGAACCAGCAGAGGCAGUAACGAGGCAAAUUUUCAGUCGAGACUAUCUUCAAUCCAUGUUCUUUCUCCAUCAUAGACAAUGAAGGCUACAAAUGAAAGGCAGAUGUCCAAGGUCGAAGACAAAACGUUGUUCACUCCUUUUCGUGAAGCGCUUCAAAGAUCGCCCAAAAACAUAGGGCAUUCAAAGGGCUCUUAGUCUUUAGACACACUUCGUCUUCGGGGGAUCUUCAGGUACCUUUCAUUUUUUAGUGAUCUUCGUUUCAUCUUUGGCCUUUGUCGUUUGUGGCAGAGAAAGAAGAUGGGCUGAAAACAGUCUUGCCAGAGAGAGGUUGCCAGAAAAGGAAGAAAAAAAUGAAACUGUAAGGGGGAAAAUGAUGUUAAAUACAGCAGCGAAUGCCUUAGCUGUAGCCAGUAAGCCAUUCGUACAAUUCGCUGGGACAGUCAACAAUCUGAUUAGGAAACAAGUUUAUGUGAAAAAUUUGACAAAGAAUUAUGACAGACUUAAUGAGCUAUAUGUAAAACUGUGCGAGCUAGAGAAAGAUAUGAUAAGUAGACCGGAUAUAUACGAAGCAGAAGAAGAUGUGACAGAGGAAACCAAUUUAUGGCUGAAAAAAGUGGAAAAGAUGAGAGUUGAGGUCGCAGCAUUGCAGAUUGAGUAUCAAAAUCGGCCUUCCAGACCUAGACAAUAUUAUGAUCUCAAGAAACUUGGUAAAAUAAUUGCGGAAAUAACAGAGGAGAUAGUUUAUCUGACGGAAGUCUUUAAAAACAUAUCUAGAAUUAUGAUUGUGAAGUCGACUGCUGUACAUACAAGCAAUCUGACCAACAAAAUUAUUGAAUUCCCAUCCGUUGAAGAAAAUGUCAAAAAGCUACAAGAGCAUCUGAGAAAAGAAAACAUCAAAACGAUUGGUGUAGGGGGACCAAGAGGAGUUGGGAAAAGUAUGAUAAUGAAUCAUCUGCAGCAAGAAAUUGAGAAAUCUAAUCUCUUUGACAUUGUGUUUUUGAUAAAGGUGGGCAGGGAAGGCGAUGAAAGAUACAUACAACAAGAACUUCUGAAGCAGCUCAAAGAAAAGCCGGAAGAACUCAGUGAUGAAGGAAAAAAGAACAAGAUUUAUGAAAAGCUUAGUAACUACCAGAAGUACUUAUUGUUGCUUGAUGACGUUUUUUCAUAUAUUGAUUUGGAAAAGGUCGGCAUUAAUGAUGAACAUAAUGGAAAGGUGGUCACUGCAUCAAGUAAUGAACAAGUUUUUAUUGGUAUGAAUGAAGUGAUAGAAGUGAAUACAUUGUCAGACAUCUGGACAGUUCUAGCACAGCACUUGCCAUAUUCUUGGAAUAAAGAUCCUUUGGUUAAUCUGCAAGGGCUUGGACAUGAAAAGGGUUUGGGACAUAUGGCUCUGGAAUCUGUGGCAGUUACUUCAACUUCCGGAAGUAAAGAUGACACGGUUUCUGCUAUAUCAAGUCAAUUUGAGGCAAUUGCUUCAACUUCCGGAAGUAAAGCUGACACGGUUUCUGCUAUAUCGGGUCACUUUGAGGAUCAAAGUAAGAGUAUGCAAGUUGCAAAUAUAUCUCCGGUACCGGAAGAUGUGGCAAUGAUUUCAACAUUGGGAAGAAAAGAUGAGUUGACUUCUGCUCUACCAGGUCACUUUGAGGUUCAGGUGGUAAGAUCUGCAGAUAAAACAUCUUUAACGGCUGGCUAUCAGCUUCCUGCAUCAAGCUCGGAGAUUGUGGAAGCUGUAGUGAUGGAUUCAACUACAGGAAGUAAAGAUGAGACAACUUCUGUUGAGUCAGGCCAUACUGGGGUUCAGAGCGAGGGAUUACAAGCUGCAAAUGCACCGCUUAACAUUAAUGAGCCUAAAGUUCAGUUUCCUCCACAAACAGUUACACUUGUCCAUGAAGAAGAUUUAUAUGCCAAGAAAUCAGGAUUGCAGAAAUCAGGUUCAUAUACCAUGAAAUCAGGAUUGCAGAAAUCAGGUUUAUAUGCCAUGAAAUCAGAAUUGAUGAAAUCAGGUUUAUAUGCCAUGAAAUCAGGAUCACGGGCUAUUUUUUCUAUGAAAAUAGAUAAAAUUCCGACUGAAGAUCAACUAUUGCAGAAAUCAGGUUUAUAUGCCAAGAAAUCAAUUAAGACAACCGUGCAGAAGAUUUUCAGCCACAUGAAUAAUGCUAGAGCUGCAAAAGUUGUUGUUCUUGGACCUGGUGGUGUUGGAAAGACUACAGUGCUGAAAGCCUUAAUCAAUCAUCCCAACACAAAACUUAUGUUUGAUCAGAUUAUUUUUGUGACUGUCUCAAAGUAUAGGAGCACAGCAAAGAUCCAAAACCAAGUUUUAAGACAGUUAUUAUUGUCUCGUGAAUAUUCUGAAAGCGAUUCUCAAGUUGCAGGAAGAUUAUUAAAGGUUCUGAAAGGGAAAAACUUUUUGUUAAUUCUGGAUGAUCUUUGGGAGCAGAUAGAUUUGGGGGCUGUGGGUAUUCCCAAUCCCAAUUCAGAAAAUCGCUGCAGGAUAAUAAUGGCAUUCAGAAAACUUGACACUGUUCAUGACAAGAAUGAGUUUAAGGUGGUUGAAGUAAAACCUCUCUCUGAGAAGGAAGCUAGAGAACUAUUUUAUGAACAGAGUAGAAUAAUUCGAACCUCAGAUAUCCAGUACUUUGCUGAAACCGUAGUUAAGGGCUGUGGUGGUCUGCCCCUGCUGAUUAUUGUUAGUGGAAGGGCCCUAGCAGAGGAGAAUAAUGUUUCAAAGUGGAGGGAUGCAUCAAUUAAAUUCUCACCGUCUAGAACCGCCCAGGGUUGUCAAACUGAAGAUGUCAUCCAACGAUUGAAAUUCAGCUUUGACCAACUAAAGGAGCAUGAUGUGAAGAGUUGUUUCCUUCAUUUUGCUUUGUUUCCAGACGAUCAAGAGGUUAAUAUUUAUAAAUUCAUAGAAUAUUGCAUCAAAGAAGGUUUAAUUACUGGUGCUCAAGCAGAUGUGAGAAAAAGGGGUCGUGAUAUUGUUGAUGUUCUAGUACGUGCUUCUCUGUUACAAGUUACACAAGGUGGAAAAUCCAUUAAAAUGCAUGAUUUAAUCAGAGAUUUAGCAUUGGGGAUUUUAUCUUCACUGCCAAAAGAUAGUCAGUUUCCCUUUUUGAGUGCUUAUUCAAGAUCAAUGGAACAUUUCAAUCCAGGAAGUAGUUCACCAUCCACAUCAUUGUGCAUACCUGAAGGUACUCAAUUCUUGUUGAAAGCUGGAGCAGGUCUUACAGAACCACCAUCAGAGGAAGAGUGGAAACAUGCUAAAAUGGUGUUUUUGAGUGACAAUGAGUUAUGCGCUCUGCCUGAGGAACCAAAUUGUCCUGAACUUUUGAGAUUGUUCCUACAAAGAAACGGUUUGCUGAGGGUGAUACCGCCAUCCUUUUUUAACUACAUGGCUUCUCUUGAAGUGUUGAAUCUAUCUGAAACUAGAAUACAGUCCUUGCCAGAGACAGUUGCCAAGCUAGAAAAGCUCCUAAUCCUCAUCCUACGUGAUUGUAAGUGUCUAUUUAUGCUUCCCCCUGAAGUUGGAUCUCUUACUCGUCUUGAGGUGCUUGAUCUCCGAGGCACUCAAAUUUACAAAUUACCUGAUACAAUUGGUGAAUUGAAGUUCUUACAACAUUUGGAAGUGUCAUUUUAUGGGUCUAUCGAUGAUGAAGAGUAUGUUAUAUUGCCACACCAUUUGAUUUCGUGUGGCAUUAUAUCAAAGUUGUGCAAUUUGAAGACUCUGAGCAUUGUUUUGUAUCCAGGAGAUGCACGGUGGUAUGAGGAUGUGAAAUACAUCAAAACUGAGGUUAGCAAGUUGAAAUGGUUGACUUCUCUUACCUUUCAUUUCCCAGAUACUGAACAUGUCCAAGAAUUCCUGAGAGAAAGCGACCCAUGGAAAAAUAAUCUGUUAAUGGAGUUCAAAUUCGUCAUUGGUCAUGAUGUCAAGGACAUUUCCUCUCCGGUUCCAUAUUACAUGGAAUUUGAUUAUAAUCAACAGCCCCGGCGUUUGAGAUUUGUAAAUGGUGAGAAGAAACCUGAGGAAGUUCUACAAAUAUUAGCUCGUAGUACUGCUUUCUAUUUAGAUAAUCAUCUUAACAUUGAGAGCCUUUCCAACUUUGGGGUUGGUUAUAUGAAUGAGUUGAAGUUUUGUAUUUUAUCUGAAUGCCCCAAGAUUAAAACAGUUGUUCAUGUGGAGGAAGUGGAGGAUGCUGUAUUUCCUCUCCUAGAGACCAUAAGUAUUCAUCGUUUGUGGAAUUUAACAAGUAUUUGGGAGGGGAUUCUACCAGAAGGAAGUUUUGCCCGGUUAAGAAUUUUGUCACUGAAUGGAUGCCCGAAGUUGGUGUACGUCUUUACAAGCUCAACGAUUCAACAUCUUUGUAAAUUAGAGGAAAUUGUUAUAGAAGAUUGUCGAGACAUUGAACAAAUCAUAGUUGAGGAGGAGACAAUACAUUCUGAGUCAGUUGCACUUCCCAGUUUGAAGAAGUUAACACUUAACUGUCUGCCAGGAUUGGUAAACAUAUGGAGAGGUCCUUGGCCGCUACUGGAACAUAUCAGCUUCUACUGUUGUCCAAACUUGAAGAAGAUUGGUAUUGAUUCUAGGUUCAAAGAUGUGAUAAUAAAGGCAGAGAAGAGUUGGUGGGAUGCAUUAGAGUGGGAAAGUGAUGAAUUGCGCUUGCAUAUCGAAAACUCUUCCACCAUUAUUUAUCAUGAUCUCCCGUAAAUGACAUUGUUGGUAUAUUUGUUUUAGAGCCAUGUUGGUGUCCUCUUUAAUUGAUAUUGCAUACAAUACAAAUGAAAAAAAAUUGGAUUGUAAACAUGUAUAUUGGUUUUCAUAUCCCGCAGUUUAUGGACUUUCUUCUUUUUAUAUUUUGUUAGUUUUAUCUAUAUUUUCAAUGUAAUCUAGUGAUGUAUUAGAUUAUAAAUACCAAUGUACUUUAAUCCCACAGGGUAGUGGUUUUCAUCCAAGAAUAAUGUUAUAUGGUAUCAGAGCAAAAUUGAAUUUCUUGUC